Messenger RNA from Pelobates fuscus (common spadefoot toad), 7487 nucleotides. RefSeq names its product kinesin family member 26A (gene KIF26A). Gene Ontology annotation, biological process: microtubule-based movement. The record is from RefSeq and is a predicted model, not a curated record. NCBI's taxonomy places the organism in Eukaryota, Metazoa, Chordata, Amphibia, Anura, Pelobatidae. The transcript is spliced from 16 exons. Gene Ontology annotation, molecular function: microtubule binding; microtubule motor activity; ATP binding. Bases 130 to 6105 code for a protein of 1991 amino acids.
ACUCCUAGCAUGGGUGAGGGCUAUGCCUGGGGUCUGUGAGGACACUCUGGGCAGGAGGUUGUGUGGGCAUGCUGUGCCAGGCUGGCAUGGGCUCAAGGCUUAGUACAUAGCAGAGGCUGAGCUGGAAGUAUGAUCCCUGACUCGAACAACAACCCAGGGAAGGUUGCAGACAGGUUCCCCGGCAGGGAGCUGCCAUCCUCCCCCAGGAAGAGGCUGCAGUGUGCGGAUGAGGCUGUGCGUGGAAGCCGGCCGCCCCCGGAGGGAGCUGGGGCAGCCUCUCUGUCAGAGCUGGGGCACACAGAGGGGGCUGGCUCCGGGGACUGGUGCCCAUAUUGCCAGGCUAAGCUGGCAGAGCUGAAGAAGCAAGCCCUUAAACUAGCCAUACCCGGCUCCACCACGAACCCACAAUUUUCAGCUUUAAUUUUUGACAAGCUCCAAGUGCCUGAUUAUUUGCUGAAGAGCAGGAAUGAAGGAGAAAGCCGAUGUGAUAUCUGCGCCACUCACUUGAACCAGUUGAAGCAGGAAGCCGUCCAGAUGAUCCAAGCUUUCAAUCAAACCGGCAACCCAGAAAUUCUAGAUUGUCCCCGUACUGUGCCUGUGGCUAGUGUUCUCCCGGGGCUAUCACCCCAGAAAAUGGUCACCGUUUCAUCUCAGAAGGAAUUGUUGAUGAUUGCUGGACAGGUGGGCAAGCAGCCUGGGAAACCAACACCUGUUUUCCCUGGGACGGAGAAGAAAAAAGGGCUUGGAUGGACACAAGGGCCGGGGAGCUUUCCAAGCUCCAGUUUGCAAGUUACAGUGGCUCCGAACAGCCUUGGUGGAACUUUGAGCUCAGUGACCAUCCAGGCCCAACAGUAUCUAGAAGGCAUGUGGAGUAUAUCCAGAGUCAACAACUUCCUUCCUUCAUCUUGUCAGCCUGACACUCCAUUCGCAGAUGGGGGAAGGGAGAGCCAUAAUGUCGAAAUAACUGCUGGCCCUAACAGAAGAGACCAUACUUUGACGAACUGCACCCAGAGUUUGGUUCCACCAGCUGUAGUGUCUUCUGGAACAUCAGCCGCUGCAUCCUUCUUCAUCAGAGCAGCACAAAAGCUCAACUUGUCGUCGAAGCGGAAGAAAUAUCAUCCUCCGCUUCCUCAUUCUCGGGAAUAUUGCACAUACUCCACCAACUUUAGUGGGAUUAUCCAGUUAUGCCCACCUCCUACGCCACCGUGUUUAAUGAGAGCUGUAUCAAAAAUAAAGGACCACCCAGGAAUUGGAAAGGUAAAAAUUAUGGUGAGAAUCUGCCCGUCUCAAAAUACAUCGGAAUCUAUGUCUUUCCUAAAAGUUGACACGCGGAAAAAACAAAUUUCUCUUUAUGAUCCAUCUUCGUCUGGUCCUUCCGUCUUAAGCCACAGAAGAGCCUUGGUUGCUGUCCCAAAGAUGUUUGCAUUUGAUUCGGUUUUUCCUCAGGACGCUUCACAGGCGGAGGUCUGCUCUGGGACCGUCGCAGAAGUUAUACAGUCUGUAGUGAAUGGUGCAGAUGGAUGCGUAUUUUGCUUUGGUCCCGUUAAGCUCGGUAAAUCAUACACUAUGAUUGGCAAAGAUGCCUCUACACAAAGUCUUGGCAUUGUUCCCUGUGCAAUCUCUUGGCUUUUCAAGCUAAUCAACGAACGGAAAGAAAAGACCGGGGUUCGUUUCUCAAUCCGUGUCUCAGCAGUGGAGAUCUUUGGCAAAGAUGAAAACCUCAAGGAUUUAUUAGCUGAAGUAGCCAGCGGAAGCCUACAAGACGGGCAGUCCCCAGGAGUAUAUUUGCGAGAAGAUCCAAUAUGUGGAACUCAGCUUCAAAACCAGAGUGAGCUGAGAGCCCCAACUGCGGAAAAAGCGGCCCAUUUUCUCGACGCAGCACUCGCAGCCAGAAGUACGAGUAGACCGGAUUGUGACGAAGAAGACAGGAGAAACUCGCAUAUGCUUUUCACGCUUCACAUUUACCAGUAUCGGAUGGAGAAGAGCAGUAAAGGAGGAAUGUCUGGGGGACGAAGCCGCCUGCACCUUAUUGAUCUUGGGAGCUGUGAAAAAGUUCUAAGCAAAAGCCGCGAAGGAGGGGGUCUCUGCCUGUCCCUCAGUGCUCUGGGAAAUGUCAUUAUGGCUCUAGUGAAUGGAGCAAAGCACAUACCCUAUAGGGACAGCAAAUUAACUAUGCUCCUGCAAGAAUCUCUGGGGAACAUCAACUGCAGAACCAGCAUGAUUGCUCACAUCUCCGAUUCUCCAGCAAAUUAUCUAGAAACUCUCUCAACGCUUCAGCUUGCCUCUCGCAUUCACCGAAUGAGGAAGAAAAAAUCACGGUAUGCAUCCAGCUCAUCGGGUGGAGAAAGCUCUUGUGAAGAAGGUCGUGUCCGGAGACCCUCCCACAUCAGACCAUUCCAUCCGAGAACUGUAGCAAUAGACUCUGAUUUUCCAGCUCUGGGGAUGCUAAGUGAUCCGGAUUAUUCUUCUAGCAGUGAGCAGUCUUGCGACACGGUCAUCUAUGUUGGCCCCAAUGGUACUUCGCUAUCUGACCGAGAACUAACGGACAAUGAAGGGCCUCCAGAAUUUGUUCCUAUAAUACCUUCCCUCCUCAAAAAAAGAAGCAAAGAUAAUUUAUCUAAUAUCCGGAGUUCUGAUAAUGAUCACUUUAAAUGCAACACGUUUGCGGAACUGCAGGAGAGAUUGGAGUGCAUCGAUGGAAGUGAAGAACCUGCUAGAUUUCUCAUUGAAGAAGCAGCUGCUGGAGCAAUGUGUAGCAGCCUUUUUGAUGAAAACAUUCAGGCAAAGUCACAAAUGGAAAAAAUGGUAGAGUCGGCAGUUUGCAAAAGAACUGGUUUGCAAGAUUUAUCUCCCAAAAAGGGACAAAAUGUUGAUCUGUCGUCCACUUCCCAGCUAAAUAGUCCAGGUUCUGAAACCAGUGCACCUCAGUUAAAAUGUGAGCACCCUCAACAACAUGCCAAAGCAGGACAUGUAAAGGUGGAAUGCAAUUUGGACCGAGAUCAAGUGACAAUCAUGGAAUUACAAAAUCCUGAAGUACCAAGUGUUUGCACAACAAAGGAUCAACCAAAUCUGGUCACUGAGCCUUCAGUGAAAGAGAAAACGUUUCAGGUGAGAAGACAUCUCCCCGCUCCUGCUCCUUCUCAAGCCUGUUCGGAAUCCUGGAGUAGUACAGGAGUGAGGACACCACCAGUUGGAAUGAGCAAGCUGAUAAACCAGGAUAAGCACAAUUUAAUGGGUAGCACUUCUUCUUGCUGUAGCAAUUCUAAACAGACUGGUCCAGUGGAAGUACACAGGUUUUGCUCAGCAGUGAAGGGCAAAGGCUUUGACCGUGAUAUAUUAACCACAACAGUAACUUUGCAGAAGCCUGUGGAGCUUAAUGGAGAAGAUGAACUUGUGUUCACGGUUGUAGAAGAACUAUCUGUUGGAGGUAUGCUUGACAAAAAACGGCCUUCUAGUAUCAUUAGCUUUAACAGUGACUGCUCCUUACAGGCUCUUGCAUCGGGGUCCAGACCAGUCAGUAUUAUCAGCAGUAUUAAUGAUGAGUUUGAUGCGUACACAUCCCAAGUGACUGCAGCUGGUGUAAAUAUUGAUAUUGUUUAUCCACUUGUAGAAAAUCAGUGUGCAUCUGGGAGCAGGCGCUCUUCUGUUAGUUCUUGGCUCAGUGAAGUAAGUAUUUGUAGAAUUAACAGUGAUGGAGCCCAGACCUAUGAGACGUACGUGCCCUACUCUACACACAAAUGCAGUGAGAUUGAAGAAGGUCUUAACCUUGAUUCUGAAAAGUGGGCAAGCGUGCAGAUAACUCGGAACCUUAAUAACUCUCUUAAUGACAGUGGGUUCUGCUUUUCGGAAAUGGAUAGUGAAAGUGCUGAUUCCAGUCCCCUGUUUUCUAAGCACGAAAGAAGUGUAAAACUUUCUGAACUAACCCGAGCUAGUUCAACUGCUUAUCCUGUAACUAACCAGCCUAAAGCUAGUUGCACGCAGGGUACUUUAUCAGUAGAGACCUUUCAUUCCAGUCUUCCUCGGAAACCUAGAUCUACCUCAUCUACAGCACACACGAAUGCAUUAAGUAGCAAAGAAAGCAUGUUUGAUGAUCCAUGGUUGGUGCGAACAAGCCAUGACAUUGUUGAAACAGACAGUCAGCCACUUUUUACAAAAUCUUCCAUUUUGGUCUCAGACAAUCAGCUAAAACAGAACUCAAAACCCGCACAAAUGGCCAACUGUGCCUCAAAGGCCAUGAAAUCACAAACCAUGCUUGCAUGUUCACAACAACGGGUUGUAGAUGGGUGUGAAGUUGAUGAUAAAUCACUUCCAAGAAAAUCUGAACCUUUAACGAAAAUGCCACAACUUAAGAGAGGUGCUACAACAUUGGGUGUAGUGACAAACUACAGUUCUCAAGCAGAUUGCAUGAGCAAGGGAUCAACAGAAUUUUCUGAUGGAAGUCUUAAGUCAUCUGGAAAUAAGAAAGGUUUACCUCAAAAAGGGAGCAUGCUGCCUAGACCUGGGGGAACAAACCCUCCAGCUCCUCCUGUACGCAAAUCAAGUCUAGACCAGAAAAAUAUUCCCUUGCAUUCAAAUAGUCUCACCAAAUUAGAGAAACUGGAAUGUAGCCGGUCUGGCCUCUUGGAAGAUGACCAAGAAAUCCAAUUUAGCAGUAAAAUCUAUCCCAAGGGUGAUCAUUCUUUACCUAAAACGGUUUCAAGUUUGAAGGUGAAAUCCAACAAAACAGAAUGCGUUCAACGGUAUGGGAGUCACAUGUCUCUUGAGAGGUGUGAUAGUCUGACGUCUGUGGGUUCUAGAACAUGUGCACCACGUGAUAAUGGUUCUAGCUCUACCAAGGUAGGAAGAACAGCACCAAAACUUGGAGUCCCUUCUGCAUCUUCCACAGUCACCUCACCUCCUUCAUGUACAGCUCCUGUCAAGACUAAUCAGGCAAAGAGUUCUCUUUCACAGAAAGCUUCCACGAAUCUUAACAAAAAUCGCAGCCUAUCAACAAAUGGUUCAAAAUCUCUCAGCUCUUCUGUAAAAUCUCUGAAUCAAACCAGUGGGAAAAAUUCUGGUAUUCCACCCAGCGGAAAAGCCACCUCACGGUCUGUGCAGUGCAUGAACAGCAAACCCACCAGAACAAUUAUGGGGACUAAGCAAGCUUUAAGGGCAGCCAAUAACAGAGUCAAUGAACUGGCCUCAGGUAGCUCUGGAAAAAUGGGCCAUUGCAGAGGUUCAACAGAUUCAGACAGUGGAAACGAUAGUGGUAUCAACCUCAGUGAUGAAAAAUCUCAAGCUUCUAUGUUGCCAUCACCAUACAGUAAAAUAACUGCACCACGACGACCUCAGCGAUAUAGUAGUGGCCACGGCAGUGAUAACAGUAGUGUUCUAAGUGGUGAACUUCCCCCAGCCAUGGGAAGGACGGCUCUUUUCUAUCACAGUGGUGGCAGCAGUGGAUAUGAAAGUAUGAUACGCGACAGUGAAGCCACAGGAAGUGCAUCUUCAGCCCAUGACUCCAUGAGUGAAAGUGGAAUGUCUUCAUCUGGUCGCAUGAGAAGCUUAAAAUCCCCAAAGAAAAGAGGUCUUCAAAGACGUCGGCUUAUACCAGCUCCUCUUCCUGAGAAUGCUACAGUGGGAAGGAAGGCAAAUCAUACUGGCCAAUGGGUCGAUUUGCCACCUCUGUCUGGCACUUUAAAGGAACCGUUUGAAAUCAAGGUUUAUGAGAUUGAUGAUGUGGAGCGGCUUCAGCGGCACCGAGCUGAGGAACCAGAGCCUUUUCAAGAUAUGGAAAAGGGUCUCAUGUACUUCAACAACAAGCUGAAGAUCAUAGAAAGGCGGCAGCAGAAGAUUAAGGACGUGAAGGCGAAAUACGAACUACUGAAGGAGGAACUAGAAGAGACAAAAACUAGGUUGAUGAUGGAUCCAAAUAAGUGGAGAGGACAAUUUGACUUGGACCUGACUCUUGAUGCAGAGUCUCAGGAGUAUUUGGAGAUGCUAGAACAAAUGACAGAUGAUCUUGAACUGUGUGUUAACGUAUGCAAGUCUCAUGUCAUGAUGGUGACCUGUUUUGACAUUGGGAUAAUCUCUGAUCAGCAAGAUGGAGGAAGAGAAGUGGAAGUUUGAAGAUUUGGAUAGAGCAUUUGUGGUAGAUCACAUCGAGCAAAUACAGCAGAGGUUUGGUUGGAUCAAUGCACCGCUCAAAAUAAAUGUAUAUGCGUUACUGUGUAGACCUUGUGAUAUGAGCUUACACAUCACAUUCACUACCAGACCCUAUAUUCCAUAUUUUAAGACGUGCCUUGAUCCUGUCCCUCUUUGUAUAAAACUCAAAUAUAGGUAACAAGAAAAAAAAAAUGCUCAUCUCUGUAGGUGGAGAAGAAUAAAUUAACAUCAGGAUAAGAACAUUUGGAUGGUUAAGUAUUGUGCGAAAAAUGUACAUUGGAAUGUGAUAAUGUAAAAUUGCAAAGAAUGUUAUUGGAUUGAUACCGAUGAUGAAUUGUAAUGUUCAAAAUCAACAUGGUGCCUCGAACUUAACUAUACAAGAUGACGUUUUACCCUACAAGUGCCAGAGUGGUAGCGAUCAGCUUUCUGGCGCCCUACGGGCAGCCUAGUGCAAUUCAGUGAAUAGUAGAACCCACUGGGGCAGGAUAGAUUAGAGAGGAUAACAGAGAAAGUCUCAAAAGGGAGAUAACAAAAAAGACAUUAGAAAGAAAAAACAAAAAACCCCAACAGAAGUGCCUUCUUUUCCGAAUACUUUUUCUUAUUUUAUUUGGUGCUAAAAAUUUAAAAGCCAGCAAACCUAAGCAGACCCUUAUGUAUCACCAUGAAAUAUUUUAUACUGUACAGUAUAUGUAUAAUAACAUGUAAAAACAUUUUAGAAGGAGCAAUAAGUAAAUUAUGUUUUCAUUACCUGAAUUUGCCUUCUGAUUUCAUAGAAAAAGCUGUUCUAUGCAGCAAUCCUGUAAAAUACGUUUCCUUUCUAUGAAUCCAAGAUAUUUUUUAUGAAGUUAUCUACUACUAUGAAAAUGAAUCAUAACUUUCAGAUUUUGGUUUUAUGCUCUAUUCUAAGCAAAGGUGUUUUUUUAUUUGUUUUUGUUUUGUAAGAGGAUUACAAAUGUUGACCAAUACAUUAUAGACAUAUCUACGUCUUAAAUGGUCUUCAAAGUUCUCAUCUACAAUUAUACAAUAAGACGUGUUGUUGAUUUUUUUUUCUAAGUACAGUUUUUGCAUUUUUUGUACUUUCAUUUUUUUACAUUUUUUUCAGGAAGGCAAAACCUCAGGGUAAAUUUCUACACGCUGCAUGUAAUGUGUGCAUUUUUUUUGUAAAGGGUUGCUGUAUGAUUGCCAAACACUGCGAAAGGUUUACGUGCGUAUGUAAUAUUGCAUUUCAUAAAGAGUCAUAUUUUCUAAUCAUUUUUUUUUUAUAUGGGGUUUACGAAACCUUUGUAUAAAUGUAUAAUACUUUGCUUCAGCUUUUUUUCUGUGAAUAAAAGGUGCAUUUAUUAAUA